AUGACUCGGAACGGAACAUCUUCAUCAUCAUCACCGUCUUCGUCCUCAUCUUUUCCAUCCUCGAGGAGUCAUUCAACGACCACUUCCAUUUCUUCUAAAAAACGUUCAUCCUCUUCAGUUUCUUCCUUGUCGGAAUCGGUUGAAUGGUCUUCCGGGCAAUGCUCAUCAAAACAUAACGAUUCUAAUCAUGAUAAAAACUCGUCAGCCAAGAAUAAGAAAUUGCACAAUUCAAAAAAGCGACACGAAGAUACUCCUGUCAUAACCACUCCGUACGACAACAUUUUUACUCUCCAAUAUGCGAAAGAGAAUAUUUUUCAUUAUUAUUCAAAAAUUGAAUACCGAAAUUUAUAUGUCGAAAAUGGAGGACAAAUAAGAAAACAAUUAUUACAUGCUCAACAUGAAGAAAUUGUAAAAUUAAACGAAUUUAGGAAACAAACGCGAUCUAUUUUAGCUCCAUUUGGACAUUUUGAAAUUCGACGAGAAAUUGAAAAAUUUUCAACUGAGGACACUCUCUCACAUCCUUAUUUCAUGGGAAGAAAAAUGGUAUUGCCACAUUCUGGCGAUGAGGAGUCUAACGAGGACAGUGUCAGUCCUCCUGAAGAGAUCCAAGUUGUGAUAUCGUGCUCCUCAGAUGAGGAAAGUAUUAAUUUUGAUGCUCAGAGUGACUCAGAAACAUCCGAACAGAAAAUUUUGACUGCCACUGAUCGUCAUAGCACAUCCUCUUCAGAUGAGAGCGAUGACAUUAUUGAAAAAUCAAAUGAAAAUGAUACGUUACUACUAAAAGAAGAAGCUUCGUAUUCGUCAUAUUCAAGUGCUGUCUCGUGGUCAUUAGCAUCAUCUUCAGAAGAAGAUGUGCCAGUCACAAGAAGUUCCAAACGAAAAAAGUUUAACAAUGUGAAAAAUACGAAAAACAAACAAUCAAAUGUUUACUCGCCAAUAAUUAAGAGCUCUGAUAUCUUUGGAGAGAAUUCUACUCUUUCGUUGAAAGAAUAUCAAAUUGAAGGAGUCAAUUUCUUGUACAGAAAUUUUUGUGAGAAACGUAAUUCCUGUUUGGGUCAUGAAAUGGGUCUAGGAAAGACUAUUAUUUCACUUUCAACAUUAAACGUUUUUCACAAGAAACUGAACCUGUGUGGCCCAUUCCUUGUAGUGGUUCCUCUCAUCACUUUGGGAAAUUGGGAAAGAGAAGCAAGUAUAUGGGUUCCAGACUUUAAGAUUCACAUUGCAUGGGGAACUAAAAUGGGUAAAUCCAAAGAAAAAGCGUUAGAAACCUUAAACAAGAUAUUUAAAGACUGUAUAGCUAAGAGAAACCCCCUGUUAGUGAUCACAACGUAUGAAUUUUUAAAAGAGAGAAAAAUCAAACAGAGAAAAUGGGCCUGUGUCAUUUUCGAUGAAGCUCACAGACUCAAAUCAAGAACAACUAAAUGGAGAGCUGAAGCUGAAUCACUAAAGACAGAUCAUCUUGUAUUGUUAACAGGAACACCCAUGCAAAACAAUACGGAAGAAUUAUGGAGCUUAUUGCAUCUGAUAGCUCCUGCUAAAUUUCCAUCAUUUGACGAUUUUACAGAACGAUUUGGAGAUUUGGAAACAGAGAGCAAUAUCAAUGAAUUGAAAACAGCUAUUACCCCAUAUAUUUUGAGAAGAACAAAAGCUCAAGUGCUAGUUGAUGAGCUACCUCCAAAAGAAGAAAUUAUUGUCCAGGUGGAAUUGACAUCUUUUCAAAAAGCAAUCUAUCGAGCGAUUGUUGAAAAAAAAGCAAGCUUUUUGAGAAGAAAAUUCUCUUCAACACAGGAUUUAUCAAACAUGAUCAUAUCCUUAAGGAAAUGCUGUAAUCAUCCAUGUUUGAUAUCUGGAAUGAAAAAUUAUUUGAGAAAAGAGGAAAAAAAAGAUGAUCAAGCAAUUCUCAUAUAUAGUUCCUCAAAAAUGGUAUUAGUACACAAGCUGUUAAAAAAAUUUAGAGAUGCCAACGAAAAAGUUCUAAUUCUGUCACAAUUCCUCGAAAUGCUAGAUAUUUUAGAAGAUUAUUUAAACAUGCAAAAUAUUGAAUUCGUACGAAUAGAUGGAGGAACAAGUUCUGAAGAAAGAGAAGAAAAUAUCAAAAAAUUUCAGAAUGACAAUGAGUGCAGAGUUUUUCUCAUGUCCACAAAGGUAGGACAGGGAGUUAAUUUGACAGCAGCCAAUCAUGUCAUAAUUUAUGACAGUGAUUUCAAUCCUUUUAAUGACUCACAAACUGCUGCCAGAUGCCAUCGUAUUGGACAACAAAAGAAAGUUUUUGUGUACCGCCUCAUUACCAAAGAUAGCUACGAGAAGUACAUUAUUUUGAGAGCUAGCAAAAAACUAGGAAAAGAAAAAGUCGUCCUUGCAGACAAUAUGUGCGAUCAACUCGAGUCUCUCUCCUCAGAAGAGUUAGAACGUAUGAUAAGAUAUGGAACCUAUCACAUGUUUCUCAACAAGAGUGAAGGAGAUAUUUCUAACAAGGACUCUGAAUUAGAGAAUGCAGAUAUUGAAAAAUUUUUACAACAAUCCAACAAAGUUAAUAUUCAAGACGAGAAUGAGGGAGCAUUGGUGAGCAAAAUGAAUGCUUUGACACAAGUUGACACAGUCAUUGGAAAGAAUGACAAGAUGGUCAUCGACGAAGAAAGCAAAAAAACAAGUGAAAUCGCUACAAGCAACUCAAGUGUUUCUUCUUCUAUCAUGGAUGAACAAACGAGCUCUAAAAAGAAUGAUAAUGAAGUCAUUACGAGUGCUUACUUUGUACCCAUCGAAGAAGUUACGACAGAUGUCUCUCUCAAUGAUGAACACUUUUGGGAGAAGGCAUUUCCUGACUAUUGUGAUUUACCGACUUUAGAACGGAGGUUAUUCGACCCAAAACCUUUUGAAGCUCAUGAAUUUGUUGACUAUUUUGAAAAAUUAUCAAAACUGGUUCCAGAAUUGAUUGGACAGUCUAUAACCAGUUCGAGUUCAAAAGUCAAAGAAUUGAGAGAUUAUCUUGAAAAUGAAGUUACUACCAAAGUUCAAUCUCACAACAAGCAUCAAUUACACACCUUCCUUCUCAAGCUCAAUAAUCCCAAAUUCAAUUCACAUUAUUAUUCCAUUACAGAUACUCAAAAAGAAAUGAUUAGAGAAUGGCUUUAUUUAAUUGAAAAGAAAACUUUAAGAAAUAGAAAAACUUGGAAUCAAGAAAAAUCAACACAAAAAGCAUCAAAUAGCUCCCAAUGUGAUAUAGAAGUUACCGACGGUUCAACAACGGAUGACAACACUGACGAAGAUUUUCAAGUGGACGAAGAAGAACUUGCUGAAGAAUCAGCUCACCUGCAAGGUGUGAAAAAAAAGACAAAAAAGAAGAAGAAAACAGAUACCAAAGAAAUACUUGCUAAAAAGCUGAACAUGACAGAAAUAUCUGAAAAACCAUUGCAAUCAAGAGGGAAAAAACCCAACAAACAACCAUUGAAAUUUAUGAUUACACCUGAAACAUCAAUAAUGGCUGAAAAUCAAUCUUCACAUGACGUCACACAGAAAGAGAUUACUUUGGAACAGCCACAACAUGUGUCCACCCAUGAGACAGAAGCACCACCACCAACUUCUAUUCCAUCAUCUUCAAUCAAUUCCACAUCAAGCAGUUUUGCUCAUCCUACAGAAAAUCCAUUGAACAAUUGUUCUCCUCUUGUCACCACAUUGUCUUCUGAAACAAAUUCCGUUCUUCACACAACAAGUCCAUCCAUGAUGGCAAUGACAUCAAAUUCCACCACAGUCACUACUGUGGCAGAAUCAGAAACGUCAACACGGCAUUCUCGUGCUUCGUCCAUAUUAGAAGAAUCUUCUGCUACGAUACAAACAAGUAGUGAACUUUUAAGUUUGUUGCCUGUUCAAUUGGAGUCAAGCAACGACACUGCUCCAACAGUGAAUCAUGAUCAUGCCAAAACGCCAACAGACUAUUCAAGCAUGUUAAGUAUCAAUAGAAGUGCUCUGCAAUAUUAUCGCCGUGAAACCAAAACAGGAAUUGGACGAGCAUCCUCUCUUCUUCAAGAUACAAACAACAGCAAUCCUAACACAACCAACAACAACAUCAACAACAUUAGUAACAUGCAACGAAAUCAAACAGUGACUUCACAAACGACCCAUGUUCCACCUCCACCUCCACCUCUUCAACAAUUAGCUCCAAAUAAUGUGAGAUUGCCAUCGUUCACUCCUGUGAAUGCACCACGUCGUGACGUCACGUCGAGUUUAGUCAGACCUCCAACAAUGUCAACUACAAAUAAUCACAACAGCAAUCAGCCAAGGACAUUGACAUCUUUUCACAAUGUUCAUCCCUCAUCGAUGAUACACCAAAGAAGAACUGCCACUCCAUCCCUCAACAACACUGUUUCGAAUUUACAUGGUCAACAAAUACAGCAACAUCCUUUCAUGGAAAUUGUUUCUAAUUCUGCCUUAAGCUUUCGACCAUCAACAACAGCGACCUUUCCACAAGGAACAACUCGACAUGUUACUUCACAAAAUAUGGCACAAAGUAGACCUCAAUCAGCAGUCACAACGCAACCAUUGUAUCGACCACAAGUGGCAGCUCAACAUCAAAUUGCACAACCAAAUCGACCACACAAUCAACAACAAUCACUAAACCCACAACACUUAUCUCAAAUUUAUCAACAACAACAAAUGCUUGCCGAAUUACGGGCUCAAUCUCAGUAUAUUAAUUUACUGAAUCAUGUUGGAAAUAAUAGUGGAACUCAGAGUGCAACGACUAACAACACACAACCAACAAUUUCACACCAAACACAAAUCACUAAUGAUAUCUCGACAACAACAAUUCUUUGUCCUCCUUGCCCUACCUUGUGGGCUCAAAAUAGUACAAACAUUGGAAACGUUUCCAGUAGUAGCUCUACUCUUUUAAAUCAACAAGUAAGAAAUUCAUCUUCACCUAUGAGUAAUGAUAGUGACAAAACCAUUGCAGGACCACCAUUAACGAACUCGCGAAAUAAUGCCAACAACAAUUUGCAACACAUAACGAGAAGCUCAACAUCAUUUGUACCCCCUACAGCACCUGUUCGAAUACCCAUGAAUAAUUAUCAAGCAUCCACCAGCUUUGUAGAAAGAAGUGCUCAUGACCAGAAUGUUCAGUUACAGCAACAACGGUUUCAAGCCAUGUUUCAUACUAAUGUGACCAGCAACAGUUAUGUCUCAAAUCAACAACCACAGCAACCCUUCUUCAUUCCACCCUAUCCUCCUUCUCUCAAUUUGAACCGCCCAAAUAACAACAACUCGAGAUCAUCAAACACUAGCAAUGUCAAAAACAAUCAGAAUAGUAGGUAG
Naegleria fowleri is the source of this 5304-nucleotide messenger RNA. RefSeq lists its product as uncharacterized. The record is from RefSeq and is a predicted model, not a curated record. Gene Ontology annotation, molecular function: ATP binding; ATP-dependent chromatin remodeler activity. NCBI's taxonomy places the organism in Eukaryota, Heterolobosea, Eutetramitea, Acrasida, Naegleriidae. Bases 1 to 5304 code for a protein of 1767 amino acids. The transcript is spliced from 3 exons.